CAUGGAGGCUACCGUUGUGGCAGAUGGCGUGGCUGGACCUCUACCUGGCAGAUGUGCCUAUUUUGUGGAAAGGAAGAAACGAUACUGUAAAAUGGUGGCUGGUAGCGGUAAAACAUACUGUGGGGAGCACGCUAACUCCGAUGCAGGGGGUGACAGGAAGAGAAUCCCUUGUCCUCUGGACCCCAAACACACAGUGUAUGAGGACAGUUUGGCAAAGCACCUGAAGAAGUGCAACUCAAAAGAGAAACCCAAACCUGUGUAUUUUGUCAAAGACAUUAACACUGGGCCAGUUUGUGAUGAGGACACUGUUUCAGACGAGGUGCCUCUGGCAGACUACUCUGCUGAGAAGAUGGACAGACUACUUCAGAAACUCAGACAGGCCGUCAAAGGUCUGAAUGUGAGCCACAGGCAGAGUGUUCUUUCCCACGAUGCCUUACAUGACGCCCUCAACGACCCCAAGAAUGGAGAUUCUGCCCUCAAACACCUCAAGCAGCAGGCAUCUCUACUAGGCAACAUGGAGCGUGUGUGUGUGCUGGGCUCCAAGAGGUGUGUGGUUGAGUUCGGAGCUGGGCGGGGCAAGCUCUCCCAUUGGAUACACGCUGCCGCCACUCAAGAAACACAAGACAACCUCCACUUCCUACUGGUGGAAAGGAGCACCACACGCUUCAAGGUGGAUGGCAAAAAUAAGGGAUCAGACUGCACGUUUGAGAGGCUACAGGUGGACAUUCAGCACUUGGACCUGAGUAAGGUCCCGCUCCUUCAGGACAAGAGGCUGCCCGUGGUUGGUGUUGGAAAACACCUGUGUGGAGGAGCCACAGACUUGGCUCUGCGUUGCCUGUUGGAGAGAUCCAGUUCCGCUGCUGCUGCUGCUGAUGAUGAUGAUGAUGAUGAUGAUGCCGAAGAGCAGCCGGCUAGUAAGCGCUUGAGGGGGGAGGCGGGGCAUGUGGACCUAUCGGCAUGGCAACCCCGGGUGAUUGGCGUGUGCAUCGCCCUCUGCUGCCACCACCGCUGUGACUGGAGGAGCUACGUGGGGCAGGACUUCUUUAAGGGGCGUGGCCUAGGGCCGGCAGAGUUCCGAGCCUUCACGCGCAUGUCCAGCUGGGCCACCUGCGGCAUGACGGCCAAUCACAGAGCAGGACAGACAGAGGGCAAAGGAGUCACAGAAGGGCCCGACAAACGACAAGUAGAAGAAGAACAAGAGGAAGAGCAUGAGGAAGAAGAGAUGGAGAAUAUUCCGGAGAGCCUGAGCAGCAUGAGCGUGCAGGAGCGAGAGCGGAUCGGCCGGCUGUGUAAGCGCUUGAUUGACGAGGGCCGCGUUCAAUACCUGAAGAGCCGUGGCCAGGAGACGGGACUUAGCUGCUACAUCGGUGAUGACAUCACUCUGGAGAACACGCUGCUCACCGCGGUACCCGAGCCAUCGCUAUAGUAACCUGUCACU
This is a messenger RNA of Engraulis encrasicolus (European anchovy), 1438 nucleotides long. It is a transcript of the gene trmt13, whose product is annotated as tRNA methyltransferase 13 homolog. Lineage: Eukaryota; Metazoa; Chordata; Actinopteri; Clupeiformes; Engraulidae. Gene Ontology annotation, biological process: tRNA methylation. The record is from RefSeq and is a predicted model, not a curated record. Bases 2 to 1426 code for a protein of 474 amino acids. The transcript is spliced from 11 exons.